AACAGCCUGUGUACGUUGAAAUAUCAAGAAAAAAAUCUGUUGAAACGGAGCGAACAACGGAGAAACCAUUUUUACAUGUUGAAACAACAACGCAAAGACGCACUUUAGACGGAAAAUAUGAAAUAAUACUGAUCCUAACCCCGAAGGAAGUUUAAUAAUGACUCAAGAAUGAAGUAAUGACGAAUAACCUAAAACGGCGGUUCAACUGAAUGACAAACAAAUACCACAAGCCAACGAGGCGAAAUAUCUGGGUAUACACCUAGAUAGUAAACUAAACUGGAGAACACACAUAUUUACAAAACGUAAGCAAUUGGGACUAAAUCUGAGAAAACUCUACUGGCUCCUGGGACGGAAAUCUCAACUAAAUAUAAAUUGCAAAUUGCUCAUUUACAAGCUCAUUUACAUACUUAAACCUAUCUGGACCUUUGGAAUUCAACUUUGGGGCACUGCUGCUGUUUCCAACAUAGAGAUCCCUAACAGCACAUGAUAUCAUACGAAUAUUCUAUAUUUAUACUGAAUGUACUGUGAUCAUACGUAAUUUACUGAGAACAUUCAUAUAAUAUCUCUGUAAACGUUAUUUAUCGUAUAUUCUCAGGAUAUACUCAGAAUAUAGAAACUAAGUUUCGAUAUUUAAACUGAAUAUACUAUGAUUAACUCUAAUAUACUGAGAAUAUCCCUAUAAUAUCUUUAUGAUACAUCGUUUGUCCUCUUUUUCGCACAUUUUUCGUAUAUUCUCAGAACAUACUCAGAAUAUAUAAAUUGAACCAUUGGAGCGGUUAUGUCUAUACACGCCAUAUUGAAUACGUAACUUCCAGUAGUGUCGCUAGUAUCAGUCUCUUGUCGCUUAUCUAGUCUCAUGCCGGCGGAUUGUUGCGUAUCGCAGAUGUGAUUUCAAUCCAAGAUUAUUAAGAUAUUACAAGAGCGUACAAUUUUGAUAGUGCUACCUAUAAUAGUGUAUUAUUAGCAUUAAUUGCGUCAGCCCUGUGUUGCUAUCAAAGGAUCAGACGCAAGUUUUUGAGAUCUGAAUUCAGAUUAUUAAGAUAUUACAAGAGCGUACAAUUCUGAUAGUGCUACCUAUAAUAGUGUAUUAGCACUAAUUGCGCCAGCCCUGUGUUGCUAUCAAAGGAUCAAACGAGAAUUGUUGACAUCUGAAUUCAGAAAUAAGUGCAUGUUACUUGAAAAUGGAAAUAUAUAGAAAACGUAAAAGAAAAGAUAUAUCAUGCGUAUCAAAGCGACACUUAAGCAGAUUAGCUGCACAAGAGUCGGAAAUUGUUUCUGAUGUUUUGCAUGAUAUCUCAUCAUAUAAUAUCGACAAUAACUGUACAAAAAAAUUGACUAAUGAUUGUACGGUGAAUUCUGCGACAAUAAAUAUCGAUAAUAAAAUGGAAUGCAAUGAAAAUAAUGAAAUAUUUGUACAAUAUGAAAAUGAUGAUGCGCUCAAACAAUCGGAAUACAAUACAUUAGAUUCACAACAAUCAUCUGUUAAUGUUUCCUAUAACGAUUCAAGUGAUGUAGCAUUUGAAACUAGAAGAGACAGCAAUUUGCAACAUGAUCUUGCAAUCUGGGCAAUAGAACAUCAAAUUAAACAUACUGCUUUAGGAGCAUUAUUACAUAGAUUAAAGAAACAUUCUUGUUUUUCAACAUUAUCAGUGGAUGCACGAUCGCUCUUGAAAACACCCAGACAAUAUGAAAUACGUACAGUUGUACCAGGAUUAUAUUAUCAUUUUGGACUAUCAGAUUCUAUAAGAAGCAUAUUAACAUCCGUAAAGAAUAUUAAUUGCGUAAGAAUAGCUGUGAACAUUGAUGGACUGCCAUUAUCGAAAUCAUCCCAGCAACAAUUUUGGCCUAUAUUAGGCUCAGUUCUUCCAUAUAAUAAUGUGUUCAUAAUUGGAAUUUAUCAUGGCAAUGAAAAACCAGCGAGUGCCAAUGAAUUUUUACAAGAUUUUGUUAACGAAGCUAAAGAAAUAUGUGCAAAUGGAAUUGACGUCAACGGACGGAACAUACCAUGCAGAAUUGAAGCUUUAAUUUGUGAUGCGCCAGCUAAAGCAUUUGUUUUGAACGUAAAAGGACAUACUGGAUAUUCUAGUUGUACGAAAUGUAUAACGGAAGGAGAAUAUGUAGGAAAUCGAAUGUGUUUUCCACAAAUUGAUGCACCGCUUAGAUCAGAUAAUGAUUUUAUAAAAAAAAUAGAUGAUAGUUAUCACAAGCCAGGUACAUGCAGCUUGUUAGAUAUAUCUUAUUUCAAACCUGUAACAAAUGUUCCAUUGGACUAUAUGCACUUAAUAUGUUUGGGAAUUAUGCGCAAAUUAUUAAAUUUAUGGCUUGAUGGAGAACUACAUUAUCGAUUACAACACAGAGCCGUUAACGAAAUUUCGACACGUUUAAUAACUCAAUUAAAACCAUGGAUACCCAUAGAAUUUGCACGAAAACCACGAAAAUUAGAUUGUCUCAAAUUAUGGAAAGCAACUGAAUAUAGAUUAAUAUUAUUAUAUACGGGUCCGUUGGCAUUUAAAUCUGUAUUAAAAAAAAAUGUUUAUAUUCAUUUUAUGACAUUACAUGUGAUUAUGAGGAUCUUGUCUUCAAAAGACUUAAAUGAAUAUCUAACAUAUGUGCAAGACCUGGUUCAUUUUUUUAAUAAAACAUUUAUAAAACUGUACGGAGUUCAAAAUGUAUCACAUAAUGUUCACAAUUUAGUCCAUCUUGUGGAUGAUGUUAAGAGAUUUGGACCUGUUGAUAACUUUAGCGCCUUUAAAUUUGAAAACUACAUGCAGAUACUAAAAAAAUAUCUCAGAAAAUCAGAGAAACCUUUACAACAAGUUGUGCGAAGAUACAUUGAAAAAAGAACUUUGUGCACAUCACCUGCUUUAUCAGAUUCUGUUCGGAUAUAUUCAAAUUUGACAUCGUUACAUAAUGAUGGUCCGCUUAUAUCGAAUUGCUGCUAUCCACAAUAUAAAAGUGUUGAAUACAAUGGAUUCACACUAAAAGCUGGAACACUUGCAGAUAGUUGUUGCGGCUUAAAUUGUGGUGCAAUUAUUUGUAUUAAAAAUAUAGCAUACUGUACCAAACGAAAUAUUCCUAUACUUAUUGGACACGAAUUUUUGGAAAAAAAAGACUUAUUUAAUAUUCCUUGUUUGUCUUCAGUGCUUGGCAUUUAUUCUGUGCACUCAUGCUCUGAUUUAAAAUCGUGGCCAUUAAAAAAUGUAAUUUGUAAAUAUGUGCAGUUGCCUUGUGGAGAAAACAAAUAUGCAGUUUUCCCACUCAUACAUAGCACAAUGUAAAUAACUUUUCUAAUUGUGCAGAAUAAUGGAAAGACAGACUUCUACGAAAGAAAACUUUUAUGCAAUAAUUGAAUUUGAAGACGGAUUGCAAAUAAUUCCUAAUAAAUGGUUGAGUGCAGAUUUAAAAAGGGCUGUAUGGCC
Molecule: messenger RNA, 3419 nt
Organism: Formica exsecta
Lineage: Eukaryota; Metazoa; Arthropoda; Insecta; Hymenoptera; Formicidae
Exons: 4
Coding region: 1182-3278 (698 amino acids)
Source: RefSeq, a predicted model, not a curated record